Molecule: messenger RNA, 828 nt
Organism: Aaosphaeria arxii CBS 175.79
Lineage: Eukaryota; Fungi; Ascomycota; Dothideomycetes; Pleosporales
Exons: 3
Coding region: 1-828 (275 amino acids)
Biological process (GO): ribosome disassembly; mitochondrial translational initiation
Cellular component (GO): mitochondrion
Molecular function (GO): ribosome binding; translation initiation factor activity
Source: RefSeq, a predicted model, not a curated record
AUGAUCGGUAAACUAUACACAACUGACUGGGCUGAUGUCGGAGGUCGGAGGAUCGGAAAGGUUGGUCCAAGCUCCUCCAAAAAGCUCGAAGUCCAGAAGACUACAUACGGGAUGUCUCCCCUCCACCUCUCUAGCACCUCACGAGCACUGUACCGGGUAUUCGUCGCACCCCCGCCGUUGUUAUCCCAGAAUGUCCUCAAGCCAAGGACCAUCCUCCGCACCAUAGUGUAUAAGAAACCAGUGCGGCGACAUGCGCUCUCCGACACCUAUACCAUCGAUAACGCAAUCACUGCGCCUUACAUAAACUUAGUCGACCUGGACGGCAACUUUCACCACAACUUUCCACGCGACCAGGUUUCAUACGACCGUGUACAGAACCAUCUACUUCUUGUCCAAGGAGCAGGUUCGGAAAAUGACGAAUCGGCCAUCCCGACCUGCAAGAUUAUUUCCAAGAUCGAUCUUCGCGCACGACAGCAGAAGAAGUUGGAUGCUGAGAGGCGGAGAGACACAGGUCAGAGCAGUGGGCCGAGCGCAAAAAACUUAGAGCUCAAUUGGGCAAUCGCGGGUGGUGACCUCAAACAUCGGCUUGAAAAGAUGAAAGGGUUUCUUCGAGAUGGAAGAAAGGUGGAACUCUUGUUAGGUCCAAAGAGAAGAGGCCGAGCAGCGACGAUAGAGGAGUGCAAGAAGGUAGUCACUAGCAUACGCGACGCUGUGGCGGAAGUCAAGGGAGCAGCACAAUCCAAGGAGCCCGAAGGAGUCCUUGGUGGGGUCAUGACACUCGUCUUUGAAGGAAAGAGAUUGGAGUCAAAGGACAAGGGAAAGCAAUAG